UUAAACAUAUUACACACUCCUCCUCCUCUCUAUUUCUUCUUUCUUUUUCUCUCUCACCGGCAAAAGUUUGUCACUCUUUUGAUUUUUUGGGGCUUUCUUUUCCUCUUGAGAAAAGGAAAACCUUACAAUACAUAUAGAAAAAAAAUUCAUAUUUUUAUAAAUAUAUAUAUUGGUAGUGUUUUUAGUUAGUUUGGUAUUUGUGGAAAGUGGAAGCUAUGGGUUGUUUCCCUUGUUCUGGUGAUCCAUCAUCAAUCAAGAAAAGAGAAAGAAAAAGAAUCCAAGGGAAUAAUAAUCAAUAUAAAAGAGAUGAUCAAUCAAAACCCAAACCAGAUACGCUAAAGGCUAGCGAGAAUAAAGUUGUGAAGAAGGAAGAGGCUGUAGAUGCAAACCAAUCUAAUUCAACUAGGAUGGAUGGCGAUUGCAGUAGUGUUUCCAGAAAUGAGGAAACUGAUGGCAUUCAAAUUAACGGAGUGAAUAAGGCACGGGCAUUUAAAUUUGAUGAACUGGUAGCCGCAACAGAAAAUUUCAAAGCAGCGUACUUCUUGGGUGAAGGAGGCUUUGGGAAAGUAUAUAAAGGUCGUUUGGCAGAUACUGGUCAGGUUGUAGCCAUCAAAAAACUCAACCCUGAUGGAUGUCAGGGCAACAGGGAAUUCAUUGUGGAAGUACUCACUUUAAGUAUGGCUGACCACCCUAAUCUUGUAAAAUUAAUCGGUUAUUGUGUCGAGGGACAUCAGAGGGUGUUGGUCUAUGAGUACAUGCCUCUUGGUUCAUUAGAAGACCAUUUACAUGACCCUUGGCCAGAUAAAAAACGCCUUGAUUGGAACACCAGAAUGAAGAUAGCUGCAGGUGCUGCAAGGGGCCUGGAAUAUUUGCACGAUAAAAUGAAACCGCCUGUUAUUUAUCGUGACUUGAAGGGAUCAAAUAUUCUGCUUGGAGAGGGGUACAAUCCAAAGUUAUCUGAUUUUGGGUUGGCUAAAGUGGGCCCGCUUGGAGACAAGACCCAUGUCUCUACAAGAGUAAUGGGCACAUAUGGAUACUGUGCACCAGAUUAUGCUAUGACUGGCCAACUGACAUUCAAAUCAGAUAUCUACAGCUUUGGGGUUGUUCUUUUGGAGAUUAUCACAGGCAGGAAAGCAAUCGACAAUACAAAAUCUGCUGCGGAGCAAAACCUUGUUGCUUGGGCACGACCACUGUUCAAAGACCGAAAGAAAUUCCACCAGAUGGCGGAUCCAGUACUAGAAGGUCAUUAUCCAGUGAGGGGUUUAUACCAAGCUCUUGCAAUUGCUGCAAUGUGUGUCCAGGAGCAACCUAAUAUGCGGCCUCUCAUUGCCGAUAUUGUCACUGCUCUCAACUACCUUGCCUCCCAAACGUAUGACCCCGAAACACAGCCUCCUGUCCAAGGAUCACGUAGAAAUUCGUCUUCUAAAAAAUCCAGAUCAAUAGAUGAACAAAAGACCCCUGUUAAUGUUGAUGGACAUGAAAGAACGAAUUCAGAGGACUAAAUUAAAGAACCAAAUUGGUGCCCCUUACUGGUUUUCAUCCAGGCUGGUCUGGUCUGUUCACAAAUCUUGGAUGUUGCUUUUUUGCCUGAAUCCGACCCUUUCGGGUUAAUGAAGGCUUUUAAGCUAAUAGACAACUUGCCUUGUUAUCAAUUUUUGUUUUACAUGAUAACAGGCGCAGCUCAAAUUCUAACGUAAUAUAAGCCGAGUUCUUGUUUUGCAUGAUAAUAGUACUCCAUUAUGUGGUGUAAAUGGAAAUGCUAGUUAGUAUGUAGAUUCAAAGGUAUAAAGAGGAAAGAAAAGAUGAAAGUUAGAUGUAGGAGUAUUAGCACGAACAAUUAUCCCAUUGUUUCGACCUUACUUGGUUUUUUAAUCUAUGAACCUGUUGACUGGUUUAUGGUCAUUCUUUUUU
Messenger RNA from Lycium barbarum (goji berry), 1911 nucleotides. RefSeq names its product probable serine/threonine-protein kinase PBL7. The transcript is spliced from 5 exons. Lineage: Eukaryota; Viridiplantae; Streptophyta; Magnoliopsida; Solanales; Solanaceae. Gene Ontology annotation, molecular function: protein kinase activity; ATP binding. Bases 216 to 1502 code for a protein of 428 amino acids. The record is from RefSeq and is a predicted model, not a curated record. Gene Ontology annotation, biological process: protein phosphorylation.